This is a messenger RNA of Scheffersomyces stipitis CBS 6054, 3531 nucleotides long. RefSeq names its product bifunctional endoribonuclease/protein kinase (gene IRE1). Gene Ontology annotation, biological process: mRNA processing; protein phosphorylation; intrinsic apoptotic signaling pathway in response to endoplasmic reticulum stress. The transcript has a single exon. The coding region runs from base 1 to 3531 and encodes 1176 amino acids. Gene Ontology annotation, cellular component: IRE1-TRAF2-ASK1 complex. Gene Ontology annotation, molecular function: RNA endonuclease activity; protein serine/threonine kinase activity; ATP binding. The record is from RefSeq and is a predicted model, not a curated record. Lineage: Eukaryota; Fungi; Ascomycota; Pichiomycetes; Serinales; Debaryomycetaceae.
AUGAGGAAGCUUCUAUUUCUAUUGAGCCUCUGUAUGAUGGCGUACGUUGUGCUCGUAGCUGCACUGCCGCGACUAGAGAAGGUCACCACCAGAUAUCUACCUGAUAGCCUACUUCAAAAUGAUGCUGCUCCUCAGACUACAGAACCUCCUUCCAAAAGAACAACAGACUCGUCCAUACUACCCUUGGACGUGAGAUCACUAAAAGACUUUAAAUUAACAGACUUACUCUUGAUCUCAGACGUCGACGGUAACUUGCACGCUGUAGAACGUAAGGAAGGAGCUCUUAUCUGGACACUUCCCAGCGACGAACCUCUAGUGAAAAUCCAGUCCAAUAGCUCAACAGAAGAUAGCCAGUCCAAUAUCCUAUGGUUUGUCGAGCCAUACCAGGAUGGAUCUCUCUAUUAUUUCACACCCAAAUUUGGGCUCAACAAACUUCCUACUAGCAUCAGACAGUUGGUGAUGGAGUCUCCUUUCUCCCUCAGUGGAGACGACAAAAUCUACACCGGAAGCAGGAAAACUGCCCUCUAUACUGUCAACAUCUUCACAGGUGAGAUUGUCUCAUCGUUCGGAAAUGAGGAGAAAUGCCCGGUUGCCAAUACCCACUACAAGAUAGACAACUUGUAUCUGCGUCUGGAUACCAUCAACAUAGGGAGAACGACCUACGAGUUGACCAUCCACUCCAAGUUGAAUACCAAUGUAGUUUGGAACGUGUCCUAUUCUCAAUGGGGACCCAACAAUAUAGACAACGACUUGAUCAUGCAAAACUCAGAGAGCAUAGAUAAACUCUACUUUACCCCUUUCUACAACAAGUCUAUAUUGGCUAUCAACAAGGAUAUAAGUGCACCCAAAUGGUUGACGAACUUACCUUCUUUUGCUGUCAGUGUGUUUGAUGUCUUCAGCAAUCUCAAGAACUCGGACUGUGUUCUUUUGCCUCACCCAUCGAAGAUCUUCAACCAGCCACAACUCGAUGAUGACAACGACAACAAUUCCGACCUUGUCUUCAUCGACAGAACAUCCAACAGAAAGGAGUGGUUUGCAAUGAGUUUUAAUAAUUAUCCUUCAUUAAUCAAAACGGCUCCAAUUUCCAAUUACCAGUUGUAUUUGCUUAAGCUUCAGGCUGACUUCCAAGACUUGAAUGUGAAUGUUGACUACUUGAAGAAUUUUCAAUUAUCUACGAGUCCACCAGAGGAAGUGAAAACUUUGAUUAGUGGCAUACAUAGAGCUUUUCAAUUGUCUGCCGACACCUUGUACCAGCCUUCUUCUAGAUUUGAAAAGAGUGAUGACAUCAAACGUAUUGGACAAAACGAGCAAACAGAACGCACAGAACAAGACGAGCGGACAGAGCAAGACGAUCAGAAUGACAAUUCUUUGAAAACAGAUUUAGAAGAGAUAAAGCCCAAUAUCGCAGAGGGAGUUAAUUUCGCUCAUGAAACUUCACGUUCAGAAGUCUUGUAUCUACCACCAUCAAACAAUGAGGUGGAAAGUUACAGGCCCUACAAAGACCCUGAAACCAGCCAUGAAAUAAUCAAUAAUUUGGAACCAAAUUCCACUACUGCUAUCAUUCGUAGAAUCUUGGAAGACUUGGUUGUUUUGUUGGUUCUCUUUGUUUUAGUAAUGACUUUUGGAAAGUCCAACAAGUUUGUGCAAGGCUUUUUCAACAAUGGAAGCUUGGUGGGCCCAGUCUCAAUUGAGAAAGACGCGGUGUUCGAUAAUGACGUUGUUCUUGAUUCGAACUUUUCAGUUUCGAACGACAAAGAAAAAGUGUCUAUUACAGAGAAAGACAAGAGUUCACAAGUUGUUGAGCUUGCAAAUCAGGACAACAAAGAUGCGAAAGAUUCUAAUGAGGUAUUCAAGAAAGUCAAGAUUGUUGUUCCUAACGAAUCAUUAGAGAAAGCAAACGACGAUCCCAGUAAAUUAGAAGAAAAUGUUGAUGACGAUGAAGAAGGCAACGGCGACGAAAUUACAACUAAGAAGAAGCGCAAGAGAGGCAGUAGAGGUGGUAAAAGGGGUGGUCGUAGAGUUAAUAAGAGCAAGGAAAAUGCUGGUGAUGACCAAGAAAUCAACGACGAAAGUCCUGAAGAAGAGUUCAUCUCCAUUGCUACCAAGAGCUUGGUAAAAACUAUCACUACUCCAGUGAAGAUUCCUUCCAAGAAAUUACAAAUCGAAAAUAACCUUGUGAUAUCUGACAAGAUUCUUGGUUAUGGGUCCCAUGGAACCAUUGUAUACCAGGGCACGUUUGAGAACAGGCCCGUUGCAGUUAAGCGUAUGCUUUUGGAUUUCUACGAUGUAGCUAACCAUGAAGUUCGCUUAUUGCAGGAAAGUGACGACCAUCCCAAUGUCAUCAGAUAUUUCUGUUCUCAAUCAAGCGAGUCCGAAAAGUUUUUAUAUAUUGCUUUGGAACUAUGUCUCUGCUCGUUGGAAGAUAUUAUUGAAAAGCCCAAGAAGUCUCCUCAACUCAGCAUUCCUAAAGUUAAUGACGUCUUGUAUCAAUUGGCCAGUGGUUUACACUAUUUGCAUUCAUUGAAAAUCGUUCAUCGUGAUUUGAAGCCUCAGAACAUAUUAGUUGCAGAUAUCAAAAAAACAUCGUCUUCAAAAGCAACGACAAAGCCUUCCGAAGAGGAAAACAAUGUGAGAUUGCUUAUCUCUGACUUUGGCUUAUGUAAGAAGCUAGACUCUGACCAAUCUUCGUUCAGAGCAACUACACAACAUGCUGCUCUGGGAACUUCUGGAUGGAGAGCACCAGAAUUAUUGUUGCAUCACGAUUUACUCGAAAUAUCCCCAGACACCAUAUCCUCUGUUGGGUCUGGAUCUCGUCACUCAUUUACAGAGUCGUGGUCGACUGUUACGAACUCUUCUUCAGUACAAGCUUCAGGUGGAAAGAGAUUGACCAAGGCAAUUGACAUUUUCUCCUUGGGAUGUGUUUACUACUACAUUUUGUCUGGAGGAAUGCAUCCUUUUGGUGACAGAUAUUUGCGUGAAGGUAAUAUCAUCAAGGGUGAGUACGACAUUUCCUUGUUAAAACAGUGCUGCCCCAAUGACAAGUAUGAAGCCACCGAUCUUAUUGCCAGCAUGAUCCAUGCGAACCCAAGUAAAAGACGAAGCACAUCUAAGAUCUUAAUUCAUCCAUUAUUCUGGUCUUCUAAAAAGCGUUUGGAAUUCUUAUUAAAGGUCAGCGAUAGAUUCGAAGUGGAAAGAAGGGAUCCUCCUAGUGACUUAUUAUUGAAACUUGAGGACCGUGCCAAUGCUGUCCAUGGAGGAAACUGGCAUAAGCAAUUCGAUGAUGAAUUCAUGGACAACUUGGGUAAAUACAGAAAGUACCACAAAGAGAAACUAAUGGAUUUGCUAAGAGCUAUUCGUAAUAAGUACCAUCACUUUAACGACAUGCCUGAAACAUUACAAGCACAAAUGAGCCCGCUUCCAGGUGGGUUCUACAAGUACUUCAACAACAAGUUCCCUAACUUGCUUAUGCAGAUAUACUUCUUGAUUGAGGAGAAUCUCGCAGAAGAACAUGCAUUUAAGGAUUUUUACUAG